AUGGUAUGUCUCUUUCGUCUCUACAAAAUUGUUUUGUUUCUCGUCUUUCCUAUAUUUCAAAAAAUACUGAAGAUGUUUAAUCUUCUAAGAAGUCAUCACUUUGGCGAUGACCAGAAGAAGUGGAAGAUGUCUGUUGAAUUAUUCUUGGUUGAUGGUCGUGGGUGGAUCGAUCUCGAUAUCGAUCUAUCCUACAACAUUUUUGGCUUAUUUAUCUUUCGGCAGGAGAGGCUGGUGGUACUAGUCACAGCUAACACGAGUCUGAAGGCCAGAACUUCUUCGAAAAACUUCUUCAAUCAACAAAAUCGAGGAGUCAAACUACAACGUUGUUCUUGCUGAAGAUUGUGACAAGAAUUAUGUCUUUUUCAACUGUUGUGGUUGUCGAAGAUCUUCUUCGUGAAAUUUCCUGUCGUAGCUUCAUCCAAGAGGUGUGAGCACCCUCCUAUUUCACUA
Molecule: messenger RNA, 450 nt
Organism: Amoebophrya sp. A25
Lineage: Eukaryota; Dinophyceae; Syndiniales; Amoebophryaceae
Source: the annotation of a GenBank genome assembly